AUGAGCAGUGCUGGUCAAAGAUUGAAUCAGUUGGCAAACAUUUUAACACCAAGACCUUUAUCUGCUUUUCAUGAUGUAUGUGCAGACAAGCCAUUCAGAGUGGCAGUCAUUGGAUCAGGGAAUUGGGGAACCACUAUCGCUAAGGUAUUGGCAGAGAAUACUUCGGAAAAUCCCAAGGUCUUUGAAAAGGAUGUAAGGAUGUGGGUUUUUCAAGAGAAAAUCGACGGUACUAACCUUACCGACAUAAUAAACAACAAGCACGAGAAUGUCAAAUAUUUACCAGGCGUUACUUUACCAUCUAACUUAGUUGCUGAGCCUGAUAUUGUCAAGGCUGCAGAAGGUGCUGAUUUAUUGGUAUUUAAUUUGCCCCAUCAGUUUUUGCGUACAGUGUGCGUCAAAUUGAAAGGUCACUUGAAACCAACUACCAGAGCAAUCUCCUGUUUAAAGGGUUUAGAGGUUACUCCACAAGGCUGUAAGUUAUUAUCUACUUACAUAACUGAAAAUUUAGGUAUUCAGUGUGGUGCCUUGUCUGGUGCUAAUUUGGCUCCUGAAGUUGCAAGAGGAAAGUGGUCUGAGACCACUGUUGCCUAUCCUAUACCUGCUGACUUCAAGGGCCAUGGAAAAGAUAUCGACAAGUCAGUUUUGAAAACUGCUUUUCAUAGACCUUAUUUUCAUGUUAACGUUAUUGACGACGUUGCCGGUGUUUCAGUUGCGGGUGCUUUAAAGAAUAUCGUUGCCUUGACAGCAGGUUUCGUCGAAGGUUUAGGGUGGGGUGACAAUGCUAAGGCUGCAGUUAUGAGAAUUGGGUUACUGGAGACUAUUAGAUUCUCCACUAGGUUUUUCCCUCAAUCUGAAGCAUCUACGUUCACUACUGAGUCUGCUGGAGUGGCGGAUUUGAUAACAACUUGCUCUGGAGGUAGAAAUGUUAAGGUCGGAAGGCAUAUGGCAAAGACUGGUGACUCUGGUGAAGCCGCUGAAAAAGAAUUAUUGAAUGGACAAUCUUGUCAGGGUUUGAUUACUGCUAAAGAAGUUCACGAAUUAUUAGCUACAGUAAACGAAACCGAUCAAUACCCAUUGUUUGAAGCUACCUAUCAGAUCAUUUAUGGGUCAGAAAAGAUGGAAAAUUUACCUGCCUUAUUAGAGCUGGACUGUUGA
Messenger RNA from Priceomyces carsonii, 1155 nucleotides. RefSeq names its product glycerol-3-phosphate dehydrogenase (NAD(+)) (gene GPD1). Gene Ontology annotation, cellular component: glycerol-3-phosphate dehydrogenase (FAD) complex; cytosol; nucleus. Gene Ontology annotation, biological process: carbohydrate metabolic process; glycerol-3-phosphate catabolic process. The coding region runs from base 1 to 1155 and encodes 384 amino acids. The record is from RefSeq and is a predicted model, not a curated record. The transcript has a single exon. Gene Ontology annotation, molecular function: glycerol-3-phosphate dehydrogenase [NAD(P)+] activity; NAD binding; protein homodimerization activity. Lineage: Eukaryota; Fungi; Ascomycota; Pichiomycetes; Serinales; Debaryomycetaceae.